AUGGCAGAGCUAGCGCUCGCAAUCAUUCCGCUCGGCCUCAAGACAUGUUCUGGGCUUGUAAGUUACCUAGGCGGGCUCAAAGAUCACGAUGAUGCUAUCGCUCGACUCAAACGCCUCACGGAGUCUCUCGAAGGCAGUUUCCGCUUACUUGAAGGUUUUCUAAAGAGCGGCCAGCUGAAUUCUUCGACCUCGCAGGCUGUGGCUCAAGCUCUACAAUGCUUGACCAAUUGCGAGAACGCCUUGAGCAACCUCAAGGAGUUUGGAGAUAAGCUUUCCGCGUCGAAAAUGCCUGACCCUUCGGUGAAAGACAGAGUCAAGGGUAGUUAUCGCAAACUCGCCUACCCGCUGCGGCAAGAUCAGCUCACGCAGUUGGAAAAUACAUUAGAAAGUCUUUGUACACCACUUAACUUGGCUGUCCAGAGCCUGCAGCUAGAGAUACAAGCUGCGACGUCUGAUGCUCUGAUCUUGAACACUACAAGGCUUCAACAAACAUCAGAUGACGUCUCGACUCUUACUUCUGAUGUAUCUGGUCUUCGUGACCCCAUUUCAAGUAUCGAGACGAAACUUCCAUCACUUCAAACUUCCGUCGACGGCAUUGCUCCACAGAUCAGCUUGAUGAUCCAAGCACAGUUUAAAUCUCAAAUGGGCGAGAUCAGACACUCGUUCCAACAAGCCGAGUCUACAGCACGCCAACGUAAUGCUCAAACAAAUGAAAUACUGUCACAGCUGCAAAUUGAUCAUCGAAAUCCUGUCCCUGCUGUUUACAAGCUUGCUGCAAAGCCAAGUGCGCUCUCUACAAUUGCUUCUUCAGUUCUGGCCUGUCCUUGUCGCGCAAGGAGGCUCCGCACUAGGAAGACACUUCGUUUUGGGCCACUCUGCUUGGUUGAUGAGACGACCACCGAUGUUACUCACUACAAGGACUGUGAAUUCGGGUUUGUCGACCCCAAGUACUUGCGAAGUCGAACGGCGAUGCCUACUGAUCUCGGCCCACGAGGUGGCUCUUUGCUCCACCGCUUGACUCUUGUUAUGAACUGUUGUAGCAUGAGAGACCUUAAUUUCAAAAAGCAGAAAUCUACACAUACCGGUCUCGAGCAAUUAUCCGAUUUCCUGAUCACUGCAGGAACACCACUAUCAGCUGUUGAGUCUGAGUGCUGGAUGGCGUGGCAUAUAGCUGCUAAUGAGUUGGUACUUCCGAUGACCAUCAUCAGUCGGUUACAUGUCGAGGAUAUUGAAGUAGCUCCAAUAGCAUCGAAUGUGCCCAGGUACAGUCAUCUCACCCGGCAAGACUAUAUCAAAUAUGAUAAUUCGAACCAAAAGUUUGUUGAAGGUUUAUUCGGACCACUAACGCUCGCUAUUCUGCGUAAUGAUAUAGAGGAGGCAAAACAACUGAUCAACAACUACCCAGAAUGUCUGGAUGAAAUUAGUUUCUAUGGCGAGACUCCCUUUUACUUCGCAAUAGAAAAUCCAGAGAUUCUGGAACCUUUGGUAAAAAAAGCCAAUCCAGAGCAAUUAGUCCGAUCAAGCAGAGUAUUCGCUGGGGAGAUGACCCCUCUCGGCAGAGCAAUCCAGGUCAGUGCAGACAUUUGUCACAACCAGGAAAACAAACAUGGGACUUUUUGCCCUUGCACCACGGCAGUCGAACUUCUUCUAGCAGCUGGCAGCCCAAUUAUACCCUAUCGCGAUUUCUUGGAGCCCAUGAUGCGUGGCCAGGGUUGUUUCACCAGUCUGUUUAUCUACGCUUCAAAUCACUGCAAGGUUCUGCUUGCUAAGCAGUUGCAAUUGUAUCGGCGGGAACUGGGACAGGUAGCUCAAAAGAAGCUGCCGAGAUCAACAAGUGUGCAUGCUAUCGAGUUGGAUCGAAUACUCCGCGAGAGAGGUUUGUUAGGUUUUGGUCGUCUGUCGACAGCAGUAUCUGCCGACCUGAAAAAGAUACCGAGUGGAAAAUAUCAUUCGAGGUCCAUAUACCUGGACAUUACCGACCCUGAAGAUGCAUUUAUCUUCUGGGAUCUAGGCUUUCGAAACUUUCUGGGAACAGUUACACCAACUUAUGCAAUGUGGCUGUAUGAACACUGCCCUAACCUCUGGAGUUUAGUUUGUGAGCACCGGAAAGCUGAGUCACCUAUCUUUGUUCUGGCGGAAGUCAUUCUCAGUCGUUACCGUGAUCAUAAUAUUGGAUAUGACGAGAUGGUACAGUAUCUCGUUAAUUCUCCAAUAGCCAUUGAAGACACCGACGAUUGUGUGUGUCAAUGCUCACCCCAAGGAUGUACACCUUUUACUCAUGGAAUCAAAUUCUUGGAUACCGCGUAUCACUUGGGAAGCAGUUCGCUUCGAUUACUUGUCAGCGAAUAUGGACAGAUGCUGAGUCUGAGUCAACAUAUAGCUGUUUUAAGGCAAGCGACCUUUCAGGAGCUUCAUAUGGAACACACAUGUAUCGACAAACCAGGUCACUUAGAAGAUGGGUCAUCAGAAAGCGAUUUUGAUCCUUCGGCAAAAGAUUUAGAGAUGGACACGUUCCUUAACGAACUGGCCAUGGAAUAUCAGGCAUUUUUACUCCGUGACGCUGACGAGUCACCUUACAAAACUAGAGAGUGCUGCGAUGAUGAUACUCUCAAAGUGAGAUCAAGAAGGCAUUCGCGUGCUAUGUUGUUCUGGGAUUUCAUUUGGCCAUCGAGAGUGCACGAUAUUGAGAAAAAAUUGGCAUCCUCGUGGAUGCCGGAUCGAGGGGCCUUGGAUGACCUAGGGGUCUCUCUUUGGAUGGAAGAUGACCUGGAAGUCUCUCUCUGGAUGGAAGAUGAAGAACAGAUGAAUAGACUUAGGAUACUGACAGAGGGGGAUUGCAGACGCUGGUUUCGUGAAAUGAUGGAGAAGCUUGAAACGAUCGAAUAG
Messenger RNA from Fusarium oxysporum Fo47, 2886 nucleotides. RefSeq lists its product as uncharacterized. The transcript is spliced from 8 exons. Lineage: Eukaryota; Fungi; Ascomycota; Sordariomycetes; Hypocreales; Nectriaceae. The record is from RefSeq and is a predicted model, not a curated record. Bases 1 to 2886 code for a protein of 961 amino acids.